GCUCAUAGUUUCCAUUCAAAAGAAAUUGGAGCAGUUUCAGCCUUUUCAGUGUACUAUUAGUGCUUCAGACAUAUGGCUCAAUCCAGAACCAGAUUUUUGCAUGGAUUUCUUGGAUUGUUUGCAUUUGUGCUUCUUUUUGUUUUUGUUACUGGAGAGAGGGAUUUGAAAGAUGAGAUUAGAAUUGAAGAGGUGGAGGAAGUUCAAAUUGUUUCGAAUUAUUUUACGAGUGUAAAAAAAUUCCUUUGGGAUGCAAAUGUUGGAUCAGUUUAUGAACAUGUUUGGCCUGAAAUGAAAUUUGGGUGGAGAAUCAUUGUUGGCUCGGUUAUCGGAUUCUUAGGAGCAGCAUUUGGAAGUGUAGGAGGAAUUGGUUCUGGUGGGAUUUUUGUUCCUAUGCUUACCCUUAUUAUUGGGUUUGAUGCAAAAUCUGCAGCUCCAAUAUCUAAGUGUAUGAUCGUGGGUUUAACUGUUUCAACUGUCUACUACAACCUUAAGCGAAGGCAUCCAACUAUUGAUAUGCCUAUGAUUGAUUACAACUUGGCGCUGCUAAUCCAGCCAAUGCUCAUGCUUGGAAUUAGUAUCGGAGUUACUUGCAGCGUCAUCUUUGCUGAUUGGAUGCUCACUGUUCUCCUGAUUAUCUUUUUUGUUGGCACGUCAACCAUGUCGUUCUUCAAGGGUGUGGAUAAAUGGAAACAGGAAACCAUAUUAAAGAAGGAGGCUGCAAACCGCUUAAAGUUGAAUGACAGUCAAGAAGCGCUGCUUAAUAAGCCUCUAUUAAGUAGUCCAAGCCUGAAUGAUGCUGGAGAUAAGGAGGAGGUACCUAUUCUUGAAAAUAUUCAAUGGAGAGAGUUCAGCCUUAUUGUCUUCGUCUGGGUAUCGUUCCUUGUUUUGCAAAUUGCAAAGAUUAAUACAGCAACCUGUUCAGUAUGGUACUGGAUAUUGAACUUAACGCAGAUACCUGUUGCUGUGGGGGUCGCUUCCUAUGGGGCAGUUAGCUUAUACACAGGAAAGACGAAAAUUGCCUCUAUAGGAGAACAUGGCACGAACUUUAAAGUGCACCAAUUGAUUACCUAUUGCUUCUUCGGAGUACUGGCUGGAAUGGUUGGCGGGCUCUUGGGUCUUGGCGGAGGCUUUAUCUUGGGACCACUCUUCUUGGAGAUGGGCAUCCCUCCUCAGGUUUCGAGUGCGACAGCCAUCUUUGCCAUGACAUUCUCCGCGUCCAUGGCAGUUAUUGAAUAUUACCUUCUACAUCGUUUUCCAGUCCCUUACGCUCUUUACUUCAUGGGAGUUGCUGUUCUCGCUGCCUUAGCAGGACAACAUGUAGUAAGAAAGGUGAUCAAGUCCUUAGGACGCACAUCUAUUAUAAUCUUCAUUUUGGCAUUCACAAUCUUCAUCAGUGCAAUCUUCCUUGGUGGUACUGGUAUUGCAAAUAUUAUUGUCAAGAUUCAUCAGAAGGAGUACAUGGGAUUUGAGAACCUGUGCAAAGCAUGAUGCCUCGAAUGGGUUUUUCUCUCUUUGCCGCCAAGCUCCCUCAUCCUCCCCUAUCAUUUGAUUUUGUCACUCAUUUUGUGCUAAGAAAUUGAUAAGUUUGGGCUUUUUAUAUUCUCUGCCAAUUUUGUGAUUACUGUUGAAACACUGAUUUUGCUUAAGGCUUAGUCAUAUGGUCUUCCAAUUUAGUAUCUAGAAUGGAAGUCCUCGUUAGCUAGGAUAUUCAUCC
Papaver somniferum (opium poppy) is the source of this 1714-nucleotide messenger RNA. RefSeq names its product sulfite exporter TauE/SafE family protein 3-like. The transcript is spliced from 11 exons. The record is from RefSeq and is a predicted model, not a curated record. The coding region runs from base 73 to 1488 and encodes 471 amino acids. Gene Ontology annotation, biological process: protein ubiquitination. Gene Ontology annotation, cellular component: membrane; Cul4A-RING E3 ubiquitin ligase complex. NCBI's taxonomy places the organism in Eukaryota, Viridiplantae, Streptophyta, Magnoliopsida, Ranunculales, Papaveraceae.